Molecule: messenger RNA, 753 nt
Organism: Saimiri boliviensis boliviensis (Bolivian squirrel monkey)
Lineage: Eukaryota; Metazoa; Chordata; Mammalia; Primates; Cebidae
Gene: OCM
Product: oncomodulin
Cellular component (GO): cytoplasm
Molecular function (GO): calcium ion binding
Source: RefSeq, a predicted model, not a curated record
UUCAUGAGUAAGACAAGACAUUUGAGCUACAUCCACUUGAUCCUUGAAAAGGAAAUCUAAGAGGUUUUAACUAUCACUUUUUCUAGCCUAUAUAAGGUAGGUCAGUAAGGUAGCAAAAGCACAUCUGUUGUUUUGCUCCUUCAACUCUUUUUCCCGAUUCUUCUUGGGGGAAAACCUAAAACGGUGGAAAAUGAGCAUCACGGACGUGCUCAGUGCUGACGACAUCGCAGCAGCCCUGCGGGAAUGCCAAGACCCAGACACUUUUGAACCCCAAAAAUUCUUCCAGACAUCAGGCCUCUCCAAGAUGUCAGCCAGUCAGGUGAAGGAUGUUUUCCGGUUCAUAGACAAUGACCAGAGCGGGUACCUGGAUGAAGAAGAGCUUAAGUUUUUCCUCCAGAAGUUUGAGAGUGGUGCCAGAGAACUGACCGAGUCAGAAACCAAGUCCUUGAUGGCAGCUGCGGAUAAUGACGGAGAUGGAAAGAUUGGGGCAGAGGAAUUCCAGGAAAUGGUGCGUUCUUAAUACGCCCCAGUCAUUGGAGAAAAGAGAGAAAGGUAUAGUCACCUGGAAGGAUUCCAAAACCCUGGGAAUGGGGAAACCCGCAUCCUACCCUACCUAAUUUGUUAAUUUUCCCUGAAAACCUUCUGCGGUUUGCUCAUUUUUGGUGGUGGAUAUGCCCUGAUGACUUCUGUAAGCACCCCCACCCCAGUCCCCAAAGGCAAUGCCUCUAAAAAUCAUCCAAUAAAGGCAGGCUU